GAUUUUCUCAGGACACAGAUCUUUUGCGUUCCUAUCAAAUCAUCACCUUACGAGCCGCCACGUGUCCUCGGUAGUACUAGACAGUAGAAUACGUGUUAGGAACGGCAGAGAAGUGAAGCUCAGGGCCGGCUGUGUUGGUGCAAGUGUAGCACUUGGCCUUAGUCUGGGUUGUGUUUUGUCAGGAGAUUACGUGUCAGGAAGGGAAGAGCAUCGACGCUCACUCAGGGUGCCAGGUAGUCUGGGUUGUGCUUUGUGAGGGAGUUGUGUUUUUUGUGCAACACGUAAAGAAUUUCAAGAUGGUUGCGACGAUUGAAGAUUUGCGGGCACAGAGGAAGCUGCUGCCUAUUGCUUGUGCAGAAGGGAGGAUCGUAGAAGAGUUAAAGAAGCACGAUAUGCUGAUUAUUGUCGGAGAAACGGGGAGCGGGAAGACGACCCAAGUUCCUCAGUUCCUUCUCUCUGCGGGUUUCGGCCGCUCCGGACGAAUGAUAGGCGUGACGCAGCCGAGGCGAGUUGCUGCCAUUUCGGUCGCGUCUCGUGUCGCGGCUGAGAUGGGUGUACAUGUAGGGGGUAAGGUCGGUUAUUCCAUUCGUUUCGAGGACGUAACGUCGCCAGCAACGGCGAUAAAGUAUAUGACUGACGGCAUGCUUCUGAGGGAGAUUUUGUUGGAUCGCAGUCUUUCCAAGUACUCUGUCAUCAUCGUCGACGAAGCCCACGAGCGGACGGUCAAUACCGAUGUGCUCUUUGGGCUGUUGAAGAAGCUGAUGAUGGAGCAAAGCUCCUUGCCUGGUUCGGGGGAAAGAGGGGAGGGUAAUGCAGCAGCAGCAGUAAACUCGGCGGCGGCGGCGGCGGUUGCGGGCAAGGACAAGGACAAAAAAAUGGCCGCUAGGGGAGAGGGGGGGGUGUUGUGCGAGGGAGACCUGGGAAGGAAGGGCGACGAGGAGGGAGAGGAGAGGAACACGCAGAAGAACGCGAAGAAGAAUAAGAAGUGGAAGGGCGAAGAGGAGGAAGAGGAGGAGAAGGGAGCAGGAGAGAAAAGGAACACGCAGAAGGAAGCUAAGAAGCAGAAGAAAAAGUUGAAGCGAGAAGAGGAGGAAAAGGAGGAGAUGAAGGGAGGUAAAGGUAGGGGGGAUGAGGGUGGUGCAAUUGACGAACAGCAGGACGUUAACGGCAGGCGCCGCGAUGUGACGGUCGGCGGCGGGAAGCGGCGCGUCGCUCCUCUGAAGCUGAUUAUCAUGUCGGCCACUUUGGAGGUGGGCCGUUUUGCAGAGUUCUUCGCCGGUGCAAGGAUUCUCCACGUGGAGGGAAGGCAGCAUCCUGUGGAGACCCUGUAUACCGCCAAGCCGAUGGAAGAUUACUUGGACGCGGCGAUGGUCACGGCGAUGCAGGUUCACCUUCGCGAGGCUCCAGGCGACGUCUUGGUUUUCUUGACCGGUCAAGAGGAGAUCGAGUCGUUGGAGAGGACGCUGAAGGAGAAGGCCCGCUCGAUGGCCGAGCUACGGAACAUGGUCGUUGUGUCCAUGUAUGCCGCCAUGCCAAGCGAGCAGCAGAUGCGAGUUUUCGAUCCGGUCCCAGCUGGACAUCGAAAGGUCGUUCUGGCGACCAACAUCGCCGAGACGUCCCUAACCAUCCCGGGGAUUCGCUACGUGAUCGACCCCGGGCUGGUGAAAGCUCGAGCAUACGAUCCGAAGGUGGGCGUGGAAUCGUUGAUCAUUGUGCCUGUGUCGAAGGCGCAAGCAAGGCAGCGGGCAGGACGAGCGGGGCGCGAGGCCCCUGGCAAGUGUUACCGCCUCUACGUGGAGGAGGAUUUCUCUCAGCUGGAAGACUCCACAGUUCCGGAGAUCCGACGGUGCAGCUUGGCGAGCGUCAUCUUGCAGCUGAAAGCCCUCGGGAUCGACGACGUCUUAGGGUUCGACUUGAUGGAUAAACCCCCGCGGGCGGCGAUCGUGUGGUCGUUGGAACAGCUCUACGUUCUAGGCGCCCUCACGAACGAAGGCCGGCUGUCCCAUCCUAUCGGCCAGCAGAUGUCGCAGUUGCCUCUGGAGCCGCUGUACUCCAAGGCAAUCCUGACGGCGGCUAAUCACCGCUGCAUUGAGGAGAUGAUAACCGCUGUGGCGAUGCUGUCCGUCGACUCCAUCUUCUACAGUCCCAAGGAGAAGCAGGCGCAGGCGCUGGCGGCGAAGAGGCGGUUCGUGAGCAAGGAUGGAGACCACCUCACGCUUAUAAACUUGUUCAGAUCCUUCGUCGAAGAGGCUUGUCGGGGCUGUGAAGGUGGUCAAGGUCAAGGUCAAGAUCUCCGUAGUAAUCAGGAUGAGAAUCGGGAUCGGGAUCGGGGUUUUGAGAAACAGAAUAGUGAAGAGGAGGAGGAGGAGGAAGAGGACGGGGAGGGGAGGAAGAAGAGCGGGACUCGCAAGGGUGGACGGCGAGAUCGUGCUCAUCUUCCCACCUCUCGCGUUGACGUGGAUGUGGGAGGGGCAGGAGGAGGAGGAGGAGGAGGAGAAAUGAGUGCAGUGCCGCAUAAACAGCAGCAGCAGCAGCGGUACGGUAAGCGCAAGCGGAGCAAAGGUGCUGAAGAGGCCAUAGUGACUUGGUGCCGUCAGCACUUCGUGCAUGCUAGGGCUCUGCGUAAAGCCCUGGACGUUCGGAACCAGUUGCGAGGGUACUGUGAGGGUAUGGGUUUAAGUCUGACGUCCUGUGGCGAGGACUUGACCGCGUUCAGGCGAUGUUUAGCGGCGUCGUUCUUCCUGAACGCGGCUUGCAGGCAUCCAGAUGGAACGUACAGGGCCUUGGGUAGUGGGCAGACGGUCUCCAUCCACCCCUCGUCGGUCAUGUUUGGCGGGAAACCCGAUUGUGUUGUCUUCGACGAAAUGGUCAGGACUAAUAGGUUGUACAUUCGCAACGUCUCCCGCAUCGACUCACUUUGGUUGGUCGAGUUUGCUUCGCAGUAUUAUAGAAGGAAACCCGUGACCAACCAAUCCAACGGCCGGGGAUUACAAGGGCGCCAGUAAACGAAAGAACAAUACACAUUGAUAUCUGCUCCCUCGAAAUAAAGAAGAAACUGUUAAUAAGUGCACUCUGUGUGUGUGUGUGUGUGUGUGUGUGUGUGUGUGUGUCUUUUGUGUGUGUGUGCGCGUGUGCGUGUGCGGCCGUACGGACUCUCGCAUUUUAUAUCUCGUUGGAUGUUCCGUGGGUGUAAAGCAGGAGGAGCUUUCCCUUUUCUGAAGGAGCUUUUAUUAUGUAUGUUUUGUCUGGUAUUAGGUGUUAUUUCGAUGACAUUGCGCUUUGGUC
This is a messenger RNA of Chara braunii, 3285 nucleotides long. NCBI's taxonomy places the organism in Eukaryota, Viridiplantae, Streptophyta, Charophyceae, Charales, Characeae. The record is from the annotation of a GenBank genome assembly.